This is a messenger RNA of Tetrahymena thermophila SB210, 1617 nucleotides long. RefSeq lists its product as hypothetical. The transcript is spliced from 8 exons. The record is from RefSeq and is a predicted model, not a curated record. NCBI's taxonomy places the organism in Eukaryota, Ciliophora, Oligohymenophorea, Hymenostomatida, Tetrahymenidae.
AUGAUAAUUAAAGAUAUUAAAAAGGAUGUAAUUUAAAAGGAAGAGCCUUCAACCAAUAUAUUUUAGUAGCUUAUUACAGAUAAAUAAUUUGAGCCUUUUGGAUCAUUUUACACAAUUGGCCGCCAUUUUAAUCCUAUCACAUAAGAUUAAUUGGAAUCUUUUUAUAUGAAAGAUGCUGAAAAAGAUAAUACUGAUGAAGAGUAUUUUUAAAAUAUUACUCGCAAGACAAAAGAAGAUAGCGAAAUUUUUGAUCCUAAUUUAAUUUUUAAUCCAGUGAUAGAAGAUACAGUAUUCAGCUAAGAAAAUAUAGUUGAUUUCAAUGACAAUAUUUAUUAUAAAGAGAUUAAAGAGUAAAAUGCUAAGAAUAUCAUAUAUAAAGAAACUUUGCAAAGAAAGUAUCUUUACUUAUUUAAAAUUAGAUGCUUAUUAUACCAACCUACUGAUUUGUUGCGAUGUGAACAAAAACAAAAAUUCAAAAUGUAUGAAUUUGCAUCAUUUGAUUUAUAUAGAAUGAAGGAUUCAAAAUUACUGGAUGAGGUUAAUCUAACAUUAGAUUUUGUAAUGAUGACAGUUUAAAUGACGAAAGAAGGCAAAAUUAUAGAUCCUAAGUUUAACUUCAAAGAAAUUGAGGGAGCAAAUGCAGGUUAUGUUAAUGGUGAAUUAUAUCUAACAGUGAAACAAAGAGAAUCAAAUACAAGUGUAAUUAAAUUUAAAGCGAAAUACAGCUUUUAAAGAGAUUUGAUUGUGGAAGUGCUCAAUUUAGUUAAUCAUUUCUGCAAAAAAUAUCCUAAAAAAGCAACUACGACUUAUAAUAAUGACGAUGCAAAUUUGCAUAGAUAAGAACAUGAUAACAAAUUAGAAAUUUUAAAAAUUAGAAGAACUAAAUUAUCUAUUAUUAAGAGUGACAAUAUAAUACCUCCUAAGGCUAUAUUAUCUUAUAAUGUGAAAUAUCAACAAAAAGAUAAACCUAUCAAUGCAAAUUUUACUGUUGGAAUCAACAACAUAGUUAUUCAUUCUGCUUAAUACAUGGAAGAUAAACUUCAACCUGAACAAAAAAACAAGGCUAGAGAAAAAAAACUAUAUGACAUUAUAUACAGUGUUAUACCAUUUAACAACUGUUAUUUAUACUACGAUUAAGGUGAAGUUCCUUAAAAUAAAUAGCUAAAAUUGAAAAUUAACAGCUAGGAGCUAUAAUUUGAGUUUGAUACAUGUCAAGCAGUAUAAAAUAUAAUUGCAGCUAUGCAGGGUAUAUAAUCUGGAAAAAUAAUGUCUGACUAAAUAUAUAUUCACAUCCAAACAAAAUAUAAUGAAAAGCAAAGCUAAAUAAAAGAUAUUUUCUAUAAAGCUAAAUCAAAGGAAAUUAAUAAACUCAUAAACUAUCAUAAAAAUAUUAUAAAUUAAUUGUAGAGUGGAAAGUAAUUUUUAUUAAACUUUUAUAUUUAAAUUAUUUAAUUUUAAAUAUGUUUUAAUUUAAAAUUUUCAAUUAUUAAAGGACUCUUUUAGAUUUUGAGUAUUACAAAGAUUUUGAAGCGUAUGUUCCAAACGAAAUAUUCUAAGAAAAAGACAUAUUAAAAUCUGAAAAUAAAAAUGAAAUUGUUGAAGAAUAAACUGUCAUGA